AUGGAUUUCUUCUGCCGGAAGCGCGCGCGGUCAGACUCGCCGCCCAGGGCCGCGGCGCCGGUGAAGAGACACGGCUCCUGCCCGGUGGCCCAGAGACCCCAGCCGGCCAGGCUGGAGAGCCGCCCGGAGCUCUGCCCCUUCCUGGCUGGUCUCUUCCGCCCCAGAAGCGCCAAGGAGGGCCUUUCCGCAGCCCGCAGGGGGAGCUCCCGGGAGCCAGCCUCGACGGUGGAGGAGAGGGUCCCGCUUCUGGGGGACAACCCCAAAGGUCUGCUGGCUGCUGUCAGGACCCCGAUGCCACCUGGCCUGGAUCCCGAGGACCCAGGGGCUGACUUGUCAGGCAGUGCUGUCCCUGCCCCCCUCCGCUGCCAGCCCUCUCCUCCCACUGCCGAGCUGGCGGCCCCCGAGAGCAUGGGCCCAGAGGAGUCGGUGGAGGAGCCCCCUAGCUCUGCAGGACCAACGGGCCCCUCUGGCCUGCUGGAAAUGGGGACAAAGCAGCCCACCCCGGUCUCUGGGAGGAAGGUCCUGCAUGGCUCCCUGGAAGAUCUCUCCAAAGCCACAGCUACGCAGAUGCCAAGUCCGGAGCGCAGACUGUUCCGCCGACCACUGGGGAAAGGAGCAAAGGACACGGACAAGUGGAAGAGGGAAUCUAAAUACGUGCAAACCCAGCCUCUCUACCAAGACUACUGGAUGAAGCGCCUCAAGGCGGCGGAGCGCAAGCCCAAGGAGCCGGCCUUCCGGGUGGACGCCAGCCUGUCCAUCGCUGGCCUCCUCUCCUCCUCCCUGCUCGGCGCCGCCUCGCCGCUCUCGUCCCGCGACUACAGCUUCUGCUUCUGGCAGGAGAUCCCAGAGGUGAAGAGCAGGCGGCUCCUGGAGGGUCUCACGCCCCAGCAGCACCGCCUGCAGGAGGCCAUGUUUGAGAUGAUCACGUCGGAGGCCUCCUACCUGCGCAGCCUCUCGGUGGCCACGAGCCACUUUAAGGGAUCGCUGGCGCUGCGGGAGACGCUGACCAGGGCCGAGGUGCACCGGCUCUUCUCCAACCUGCAGCAGGUGAAGGACGUCAGUGAAAGGUUUCUCCUGGAGCUCGAGGAGCACAUGGACAAGGACGUCUUCCUGGCGGGGCUGGGGGCCGUGGUUCUGAAGCACUGCCCCGCCUUCCACAGGGUCUACAUCCCCUACGUCACCAACCAGAUGUACCAGGAACAGCUCAUGCAGCAGCUGAUGCGGGAGAACUGGCGCUUCCGGCACGUCCUGAGGAAGCUGGAGGAGCAGCCGGUGUGCCAGCGGCAGCCCCUGAAAUCCUUCCUGGUGCUGCCCUUCCAGAGGAUCACCCGCCUGAAGAUCCUGCUGGAGAACAUCCUGAAGCUGGCCCCGGCGGGCUCCGAGCUGGCCAGCUCCAUCGGCGCGGCCCUGACGGCAGUGGGAGAGCGGCCCUGCGAGGCAGCAUGUGGAGAUGGGCUACGCUCGGGGGGCCUUGUUCCUUGGCUCCCUGGCGGAGCUGGGGGAAGCGCUUCCCUUGCCCUGCCUCAGAUCGUGUCGGCCUGCAACGAGAACGUGCGGCACAUGAAGCAGACGGAGGAGCUGGUGCUGCUGGAGAAGCAAGUCGAGUUCGUAAAGACGAAGUCCAUCCCGCUCAUCAGCCGGGGCCGCUGGCUGGUCAGGGCGGGGGAGUUCUCCCAGGUCCUCAUCCAGGAGGUGGGCGUGGGGUACAGACCCCGCCUGAGCACCAAGCCCAUCCACCUGCACCUCCUCAGCGACCUGCUGCUUUUGUCCCGCCGGAGGGACGACGGCAGGUUUUCCGUCAAGGAUUACGCCCAGACCUGCCACGUCAGAGCGGAGCUCCUCAGAGCCAAGCCGCUGGGGCUCCCCGACACGGCCUUCCUCCUGUGCCUCUCCCACAACCACCGCGGGGCCAGUGCCGAAUUCAUCAUCAAAGCAGCCAGCGAGGCCCAGAGGCAGGAGUGGAUCUCGCUGAUAACCAGCCAGGCGUCCCCUCGGCCUGUGGGUGUGAUCAAAGCCCUGAGAGAUGCCUGCGCUGGUCUCUGA
Messenger RNA from Emys orbicularis (European pond turtle), 2043 nucleotides. Its product is annotated as rho guanine nucleotide exchange factor 19-like. The transcript is spliced from 13 exons. Bases 1 to 2043 code for a protein of 680 amino acids. NCBI's taxonomy places the organism in Eukaryota, Metazoa, Chordata, Testudines, Emydidae. Gene Ontology annotation, cellular component: nucleus; cytoplasm. Gene Ontology annotation, molecular function: guanyl-nucleotide exchange factor activity. Gene Ontology annotation, biological process: activation of GTPase activity. The record is from RefSeq and is a predicted model, not a curated record.